AUGGAAGCAUUGAAACAUAUUCAACUAUGGGAUAUUCCAGGCGUUGAUGAAAAUGACACUCUCGAUCAAAUUGUAGAUGAUAUUCUUGCUGACAGUGAUAUAAUUUUUGCAAUUACACCUCUCACCGGUGGCUUGCCAGACAGUUUUCUUACGCCCAUAAAGCGAUUGCUGAGACCGACACAGGAUGAACUAGUUGAAAGAGUACUUACAGCUCAAGAUACACUGGUUAUAAAUUCAAGUCCACCUAAAAAGCAUGCAGAAAUCUGCUUUUUGAUCUCAAAAAUCGAUGAUAUUAUGAGAGACAUGAAUUCGAGACUUUGUUAUCAAAAUACUCUAAACCAUCUGUUCUUUGAAAUCAAAACUAAGCUAAAUCUUGAUUUGGGUGACAAUACAGAGUCCUCUUAUCAGUUCAUUCCAAUAUGUACACGGCGCCAAUCAGAUUCAAUGACUGCCUUUCUCUACGGCUAUCGAAGUUUCAUUGAAAAGUCAAGAAAAUAUUUUGCGGAUGCUGUAAUCGAUAUCACAGAAGGUCGUCUCAACUAUUUGACUCGAGUGCUGCACGCUAUGUUUGAUUGUGAUGACUACCGACGAGCAGUCGAACAGGCAGAUAAGUUGUACACGCUGUUUAAAAGUGGUGUUCACAAUUUGGAAAACGAAAUUAAAUGUGAACUCAAAGAAGUUUUCGAUAUUAUGUGCGCAAUUAUUCAAGCUAAUCUCAUGGAUCUUGAAGCAAAGGCGUUUGUCGCAAUAAACGAUGCAACACGAAAAGCUGAGAUCAAUCGGACGGUUAGAGCAAUGCUGAUGGAUCAAUUCAAAAGAGAAAUAGAAAACAAUGAAAAUGAAAUCAGAAAACGUUUGGCUCGCUGUGUAGCAAAGUUCUUUUCAAAUAUGGAUAUGAAUCCAAGACAUAUACAAUUAUUGGAGGAAGUCCACCAAAAACUAAUCACGAGCAAUCCCUACAGUGUAGCACUCGGUCAAUAUGAUGCUCGUUUUGGUCAAUUAUGCGCAGCAACAGUAGAGAAUGUAGCAAGGUCCUACAGUGAUAAAUCAUCAACAUUUGAAUUAAGACUUCGUAAAAUGGGUUUUUACGCUUAUAUGUCAUUAGCCAUCCUGGUGGAUCCUAAGCAGGCAGUUUUGAUAAAAAUGGAAGAUCUCGUUGAAAAAGGCGCUUCGGAUACGUGUGAAUAUUUGAAAGAGAUGCUGAUGGCUGAGGUUAUGGAAAAAAUUCGAUCUCGCAUUUAUUCUAUACUAAUGAAGUUCGAAAAAAAUCCAUUUUACUACAAAAUUCAACAUGCAAGAGAGGUAUCGAAUUAUCUGUCCAUAAAUAAACAUGAAGUGACACGUGUAUACUUGAAUAUUCUGGAUAAAAAGUUUCGUCUUACAUAUCCUGAAUGUAAUGUUGGAAAUGCAGAACUUGAUAGAAGUAACUCUCCAGUCUACAUGGGAUACUUAAAGCAUAAUGGAGAGAACAAAAAUAUCGCUGCUAAAGUAAUAUCUCUAGACGACUUCAAUUUGCAAGAAGUUCGAUACAUUGAUGAAUUAAGCCAUGAAAAUAUUCCGCAUUACUAUGGUGUCAGAAAGAAAGAUGAUAAUGCUGAUCAUUAUGAGAUAAUCAUGGAGAGACUCGACUCCAAUCUAAAAGAAUAUUUGAAAUGGAAGAAAGCAAAAAAGGAACUUAGUGACAGAGAUAUCAACUUCAUUCUAUUACAAGUUGUCCAAGGUCUUGCUUACAUGCAUAAGUCGGGUUUUUUUCAUCGCGAUAUCAAGCCACAUAACAUACUUGUCAAAAUGAAUGAACCCUUACCUCCACGUUGUCUCAUUGCAGACUUUGGCUUUAUUCAUCGAGUGCCUAAUUCUGUAAGAGGUACAUUAAAUUACCUCGCCCCGGAACUUCUGGAGGCUAACACAGAUAAUAAACCGUUCAUAACAAUGAAAACAGACGUAUAUGCUUUAGGUGUCACAAUCCGUGAUAUUAUAAAUACUUCACAUAUUCGAAAACAGGAACAAUUUAUUACCUUUUGGACCGGUAUAUACAAACAAUGUUUACAGAAAGAGCCUGCAGAUCGACCAUCAUGUAGCGAUAUUAUUGAGCAACACCAUCGCUUAACGGCUUGUUAA
Molecule: messenger RNA, 2118 nt
Organism: Rotaria socialis
Lineage: Eukaryota; Metazoa; Rotifera; Eurotatoria; Philodinida; Philodinidae
Source: the annotation of a GenBank genome assembly